This is a messenger RNA of Rhipicephalus sanguineus (brown dog tick), 1454 nucleotides long. Its product is annotated as neuroligin 4-like. The transcript is spliced from 6 exons. Bases 1 to 1416 code for a protein of 471 amino acids. NCBI's taxonomy places the organism in Eukaryota, Metazoa, Arthropoda, Arachnida, Ixodida, Ixodidae. The record is from RefSeq and is a predicted model, not a curated record.
AUGUCGCUGCCGCCCGCUGAACACAGUUGUCCACUGCCCGAGAAGCCGCUCGCAGAGGGCAACGUUAUGGUAGAGACCAAGGGAGGCCGGCUGGUCGGCAGCACGGUUGUUGUGGAGGGCGUCACCCUGGCGCGCUUCCUCGGAAUCCCGUUCGCCCAAAGUACGGCGGGUGACCGCCGUUUCGCGGCGCCGUUGCCCCUUCCCGUUCCCGAAGACAAAUGCGCGGUGAUAGAGUACCUCGAGCCGGGGCCACUGUGCGCCCAAUGGUACAACAGCAGCGUGCUCGGCUCCGAGGACUGUCUGCACGUGAACGUGUGGACACCGGCGACCGCUCUCGGAGACAAUGACCACGGCGGAGGCCGGGCUCUGGUCGUGGCCGUCUCCGGAAAGUGGUUCGAGUCGGGUUCCAACAACGACCCGGACUGGCCAAUGCUGGCCGCGAAGGGAGACGUGGUCGUAGUGGCGCCCAACCACCGACAGGGCGUGCUGGGUUUCCUGCACCCGUCAUCCGUGGUCGGCGUAGACAAGGAUGUGGGCGUCAACGACGUUGUGAGCGCGGUGCAUUGGGCGCGCGACAACGCGAAGGCUUUCGGUGCCGACCCGAAGCAACUGGUGGUCGUCGGUCGCGGAUCGGGCGCCUACCUGCUCUCCGCAGCCGUGCGCAACAUGAGCAGCAACUCGGUGCAACGAGCGUUUUACCACGGCAUCGUCUACGGAUCGCUUCUACCAUUCGAUCCGGUGGUGCCAUACAGAAACCUCGCGGUGGCGUUGCACUGCAACGGGACGGACAAGUCGAUGUCGGCGUGGGUGGCCUGCUUCCGCGCCGCGCCCGUCGGCGAACUGUUGCAGGCCGCGCAAGCCUCGUCAAACUUGCCUUUGCAGUUCGCACCGCGCAUCGACAUCGGCGUGCUGCUGUCACCGCCCGUCUCCAUGCCACCAACCGUCGUAGCUGGUGCGGAUGCGGCCGACGACAGGGAGCUCUUCAAUGAACGCAUUCGGCCGAUAGCGCAGCGUGAAGGCAACGCUUCGACGCCGGAAGCACUGCUGGAGUUCACGCUCAACGUGUACAAUGCACCGCUGCUCGUGAAGUCGAACCUCAAGCGCCGCUUCAAGGCGGAAUCUGUGGAUAACAUUGUGCGCGGCUUUUCGAUGGCCGUUUCCACGUGUGCCACACUGAAAGUGGCCAAGGCGGUGGCCGAGGGCUACCAUUACCGGUUCGACUCGGCCGUCGCCACCGGGCAGCUGAUGUCGCCACUGGGCAUCGGCCAGGUGGCGCUAUUCGCAGCACACGGCACGGUGCCGCCGUUGGCCGACAACAGUCCGUGGCCUCCGCUCGGGAAGCUGGCCGAGACGCGUGUGAUCGGCGCGGACGGCCAAGAAAAUUUCACUAGCUACGCUGCUGCCUGCGUGGUAUAGCGCUUGUCGAUGAAUUGUUUCUUUCCAUAAAAAAUUAA